UGGUGACACGUAAAACUCGUUUCCUCUUUCCCUUCUCUCUUUACAUCUAUCAUUCGACGGAGAAAUUUAAAACCGAUUUCUCUUUCGUUCUCUGCGUUUAUCAUUUGCCUGAAACUUGAAAGAGAGAGAGAGAGAGAGAGAGCAAAAAUGUCGAAGAGAAUGAGGGCAAGAGGCAGAGGUGCGGCGUCCAGGAAGAGGGGUGGACUUGAAGGUGGAGUAGGAAUAAUGGAGGAUUUGCUGGAUAUUUCACCCAAACAACCUUCACCAUCAUCGCCGCCGCCGUCGCCACCUCCGGGAUUUUCCUCUCUGAGUACUCAAACUGUCUGCCGUGGAUAUGUUACUCGCCAGGCAAAGGCAUCAGGGUUUGCACGCUGUGGUGCACUCAGAUCAUUGCCUUCUACCACGAAGCGUGCCCAACGUAUUAUUCCAGGACCCAAAGAGAUAAAUAAUGAUGCUGCUCCACACAAUCUCCCUUUGGAUUUUGAGCACCGAACAGAGGUACUACUGCAAUUCAAGCUUACUACUUCAUUGUUUUGCCUUUUAAACAUCUUGAUGAAGUUUUCUCUUUUGAUGUUAAUUAUGAUUGAUUGUAAUGGGAAAAUUGUAAUUUAUAUAUGCCCUCAUGUAUAGCCCAAUUAUAAGUGGUAUAAAUGUUGCCCCUAAGGCCCUAAUUGUUUAAGUGUGUGUAUAGGGGCAACAUUUAUAAUGGGGAGGGACGAUAUAUGGACCUACACUUUCAGACGAUUCAAGAACAACAUUUAUACUACUUAGAAUUGAGGGGUGACAUUUAUAAUUGGUCUA
Molecule: messenger RNA, 801 nt
Organism: Ipomoea triloba (trilobed morning glory)
Lineage: Eukaryota; Viridiplantae; Streptophyta; Magnoliopsida; Solanales; Convolvulaceae
Exons: 2
Coding region: 148-630 (160 amino acids)
Source: RefSeq, a predicted model, not a curated record